CAAACUUACUUAGAGCCAGCUCUUCAUAUCGUGUGGUCUAAAGCUACUGAUGUUGUAGACGUUUCUUUUGUGCUGUCACAAAAUAAAUAUUGUCAGAAACGUAAUACGACAUUUCUUUAACAAACGUCUUAUUUGCGUGCGCGAGACAGAGACAAGCGUUUGUUCCUGGGUGGAUUCAGCACUAGAGCACUAAUUUGCAUGACACAAGAAAACUGCUAAAAAUAUAAACCACUUUGUUUUGUAAUGCAAGUUUGUGCAUUAGUGCCUGGAUCCACCCCUGGUCUGUCCUCUUUUUCCCGCUGAUGUUUUGAGUAUUUUUGUUGCCUAUUUUUCCUGUUGACAGUCACGUGGUGAGUCAAUGGUUGAGCAUACAUUUGUCAAGUCAUCCAGACCUUUUUAGGACAUGCAUUUUACCAAACCCUGGGUUUUAUGUAGUUUUAGCGAGACAACAAAUAAUGUCAAUAUCUCCACUUCCUUGAUUUCCGGCUCUGGGGCGGUUCUUCUGAGUAAAGGAAAACUGCUUCGCUGGGCAUUUGAAAGGUACGUUUCGAGUAGGCCAAAACACGGUUAACUUCUUGUUGAGUCAGUAGCUUGGAUUUAUAACCACGUCGUUUUCGUAGGAGUGAAAACAAAAGGAAGUCCUAAAGUUGAAAAAAGUCUGAAAGUUUAAAAAUGAAGUCCAUCCUAUUAUUCAUUGCUUUGGUUGCUUUCAUUCCGACUUUAAUGGCGAAGUCUGAUGACUCGAUGAACGGGAUGAAACACAACAACUUUCACAACAACUUUAAGUUAUUUCUUAGAGCAUUAACACCGUGUCCCCGUAUCACCUUUCCCUGUUCUCGUAUCCCAGACGUCUGCAAAAAUAUGCGAAACGCCAUUUCCAAGGGAAAACCUACAACGUUAAACCGCAUCACAGAUCCGAAGAAAAUAGCACAGAACAGAAGAAGAUCCGGUUGUCCAAAAUUGCCAAAAGUAUCGGGAAAAAAUUGUGACGAAUAUCCGUUUGCAUCGAGCAGGCAAGGUGGAGCGGGUGCUGUGAUCAUGAAUGUUCCUAAAAGAGAAAACAGCAUUCAGGGUGGAUUACUGAGAGGUUUUUAUGUGAAGCAGAAGAUCGGGAAUGGUGACUGUUACAAAGUUGCACUAGGUCCAUAAAUGACGGCUGAUUUUGUCGUCAAUUCUUUGCACUGAUGUUUCUCAAAAUAACUAAUAAUUAUACAUGUAAUUCUUGCCACAA
This is a messenger RNA of Dendronephthya gigantea, 1231 nucleotides long. Its product is annotated as sporulation-specific extracellular nuclease-like. The transcript is spliced from 4 exons. Lineage: Eukaryota; Metazoa; Cnidaria; Anthozoa; Malacalcyonacea; Nephtheidae. The record is from RefSeq and is a predicted model, not a curated record. The coding region runs from base 673 to 1149 and encodes 158 amino acids.